Molecule: messenger RNA, 1887 nt
Organism: Alternaria metachromatica
Lineage: Eukaryota; Fungi; Ascomycota; Dothideomycetes; Pleosporales; Pleosporaceae
Exons: 4
Coding region: 1-1887 (628 amino acids)
Biological process (GO): secondary metabolite biosynthetic process
Molecular function (GO): flavin adenine dinucleotide binding; oxidoreductase activity, acting on CH-OH group of donors
Source: RefSeq, a predicted model, not a curated record
AUGCGCGUAUCCGCAACGACAGUCAGUCUCUUGGCCUCUUUGAUCUCAGCCGACCUUGACAGUCCAAGCUUACUACAGCAAUUCUACGCUCCUGGGCGGUUACUUGGUAACUCCUUCGGAAACCCUGGCGUUAACGCGACGUACGACUAUGUCGUCGUUGGAGCUGGCUUGGCCGGCGCUCUCACGGCAUCCCGGAUUGCAGAGGCGUUGCCGAACAUGACCGUCGCAGUCAUUGAAGCGGGCUCUUUCUAUGAGAUAUCGAACGGUAACUACAGCCAGAUUCCAUACUAUUCGACUAAGUAUGUUGGUCCAAAUCCCGAGGAUUACCAGCCGUUGAUAGAUUGGGGUAUCUUCACCGAGCCUAUACCUGGUGCCAACGGGAGACGCUUUCACUAUGCGCAGGGGAAGACACUUGGGGGUAGUUCGGCACGGAACCAAGAGAUUUAUCACAGAGCGACUAAAGGCUGGUAUGAGUCGUUCGCAAACCUCACUGGAGAUCCCGCCUACCUAUGGGAAAACAUGUUUCCCUUCAUGAAGAAAAGCUUCUCGUUCACACCCCCAGAUUCUCGUUUCCGCGCGAAGAACGCAAGCAACGUCAACUACACGCUUUCUGCUUUCGACGUCCCGGGAGGCCCUGUUCAUUUAAGUUUGCCCAAGUACGCGCAGCCCAUAUCUUCGUACGGUCCAGAAGGAUACGCAGCCGCUGGAAUGAAUGCGGCGAAUGGCUUCCUAGAUGGGAAUCUUUUAGGGUAUGGCUACUGGCCGUUUACCCUGAGGCCCGAGGACAGUACGAGAAGUAGUACCGAGUCUGCUUUUCUUUCUCCGACAGCUGCAAAGACAUCCUUGAAGAUCUACCAGUCCUGCAUGGUGCGUAAGCUUCUCUUCGAUGAGUCCAAGCGCGCCAUAGGUGUGAACGUCACCGUCGCUGGGAUGAAGCCGUUCAUCGUCCAUGCCCGGAAAGAGGUCAUCGUCUCGAGUGGUUUUAUUCAUACUCCCCAACUACUCAUGGUUUCUGGAAUCGGGCCGCGUGAGGUGCUCGAGCGACACAAUAUAAACGUUCUCUCAGACCUCAGCGGCGUGGGUCAGAAUCUCCGAGACACACCCGCUAUUGGUGGUGUCGUCCAUCGCACGAACGUUCCUGGAAGAAGUGCCUGGGAGCGCCAGUCAUCAUCUUUCGAAGCCGCUGUUGAGCAAUACUUGACGAACGGAUCUGGCCCGCUCAGUAGUCCCGCGAGCGAUUUCGCCGCCUGGGAAAGGUUUCCCGAGCGCUUUACGACGAAUAUGAGCCAAUCAACUCUCGACUUUUUGCGGAAUCUACCAAGCGAUUGGCCGAACGUGGAGUAUGUUUUGCAAGCUUCAGAACGCAUUCUGUCCUCGGCCCAGGCUGCUAGCGACACGGGUGUCAUAGGCACAAUCUUGACUUCCACCACGAGCCAGGGAAAUGUUACCAUUCAGUCGGCUGACAAUGCUGUUGCACCCAUCGUCUACGUCGGCUGGCUUGAUUCGCUCGAAGACCAGGAACUUGCUGUAGCGGCAUACAGACGCGCGCGCACGAUUGCAGCCAGCGUAUCCGCGUUUGGAGAAGAGAUAGCGCCGGGGGCGAACAUCACGACCGAUGCGCAGAUCUUACAGUAUAUCAGGACGAAGGGUAUGGGCGCUAUUCAUCACGGCGCCGCGACGUGCGCGAUGGGAAGAGAUGCAUCGAGCGGAGCGGUCGUAGACUCCAAAGCUAGGGUGUUCGGCGUGAGUGGCCUGAGGGUUGUGGAUGCGAGCUCUCUGCCGUUCUCGGCACCAGGACACACGCAGGGUGUCACUUAUGCACAUGCGGAGAAGCUGGCGCAGGAUAUCAUUGAUGCAGCAAAUGAUGUCCAGACUAAUGUAACGUGA